Molecule: messenger RNA, 3597 nt
Organism: Athalia rosae (coleseed sawfly)
Lineage: Eukaryota; Metazoa; Arthropoda; Insecta; Hymenoptera; Athaliidae
Exons: 5
Coding region: 1-861 (286 amino acids)
Source: RefSeq, a predicted model, not a curated record
AUGACUGAUCAGCUGAUGCCGAAUGAAACCAAACAGAACAUAUGCGAGACUUCGAGAUUGUGUUUCGAUAUAACGACUAGUAGCUCGCAAUUGACGAGGGAAAAUUUGAACCAACUUUAUACCAUAAGUUUUGUACUUAGUGCAGGCAGGCUGAUACCGGCUCGGGCAUACAAUGGUGUUUCCGUUAAAAAUUUUCUCAAGUUUUUUGCUGACCGUUCACUUCGCCAGUGGGACAUCUCUACCGCAAGAUGCAGGGCUCAAUUUCGGGAAUCUGAAGAUUUCGGAGGGGCUGAAAUCUUCACGAAAUGCGAAACGGUCGCCGUUAGAGAUCCGAAGAUCCUCGUCGAUCACAAAGAACUCCUCGUGGAUCACGCGGCCAACGUAGUCCUAGACCAGAAACACGUAAUCCUGGAACAUUCUCCCGGAAAAACUUUACACCUCGGACACUCCGGCGCUGCACCGAGCGCAGUCCUCUUGAGUCAUCCGGUUGACGGUCAUACGGUCAUUUUUGAACACAAACCGGUGCUGGUGGACCAACGGGGUCAAGAAACAAACGUCCUUAUCCACUCUGCCCCGAAGACCUUGGUCAUCGAACACAAACCCUUGGCGCACCCUCGUGAAAAGGACAUCGUGGUACACCCCAAAACGAUAGUUCUCGGGACCAGUAGGACCCUCGUACUUUCUCCAAAGAGUCAAAUUCACGAGAUAAUCGUUCAUAGACACGUACCGAAGACGGUAGUCGUUCAUCAAGCCGUCGACGAGGAUAGAAACAUUUUCAGAAGCCAUUUCGGAGGCUUCGGAUCUGGACUGAAUUACGGCGGACAUGGUGCCGGACAUGGCUUCCAUGUGCCUGUCUUCUGAGGUUACAGCUAGAUUAACCGCGGAGGGACACCUGAAGACCGUUUCCACAAAAGAUAAAUCAUCGUUUUUCUAUCAGGAAGUUGUGAGACGCUGUACCUAAGGAGUGCGAGUAUAAUUUAUUGGAUAGAAAUAAAGUUGAGAUUAUUCGUUCGUUCAUACGAUUAUUUGACUCCCAUGCGAUGUUCUUGAUUUAAAUUCCCGAUAAUGUGCAGAUGUGAUGAUUACACAUUUUCAGAAAUUUAUACACCGAGAUUCUAUUCUAUUUUAUUUUAACACUUCUUCGCAGGGGUUCUUGUCCUUAAUGACCUAUGAGAUAACUGUGGGCUGCAGAGAACAAUUACCACGCGAAUUCUAUCCACAGGAAAUUACGUCGUUAGGCUGACUCCAAAAGUUCUUUUAGAUAGAACAAGAUAAGAAUCCGCUUGUAGGAGAGCCGAUUAAAGAGAUAAUUAAGUUCGUAUAACAAUCUGGUAAGGUACAUAUAAAGUCCUUGCAUCGGUUUCAACAAUCUUAUUCCACAUCGUAUUAAAUAAUUUAUUAUAAACGUAUCGACAAUAGAAUUUCGAAUCAGCUGUUCGUCGCUCAAAUGUCACGAAAUCUAGCUUAUAAGUUACUCUACCAAAACCAUAUCGAUGUCAUAUCUGCGGAAUUUUUUUAUUUUCAAACAUAGCUUCAUCUCUGCACACGUUUGCGUAACAUUUUGUUAUUGUUAAAAAAAAAAAAAAAAUUGUAUCUGCUGUCGACGAAUAAAGUAUUCUAUCGGAAAGUUGGAGAGGUAUACUUGAAACAAACAAAAAAAUUUCAAAAUCUCCUCUAUGCAGAGAUCAUUUGGCGCUUCUAUAUGCACUCGAAUAUCAUAAAUCCUCGCACUUACUACCGUUGUUAGAACCAUGGAGUAUACAAAACACGCAAUAUUCCGCACGGCUUCUGUAGCUGGUUUUUAAACGCCCCAAUUAUCUGUGACGUUACACGCCAUUUAACUGCAAGAGAUAAAAAGCAGUUUAGGCUUUCGAAACCGCCAUAUGUGUAUACCUGUAUCUAUAUAUCGUUGCAGUAUUACGUUUUCUUCCGUUCAAAAUAACGGAUAUUUCUAAUAAGCGCGAGCGUAACAACGGUCUCGUAUGUGCACGAUAUAGUUAUAUAGUAUGUUAUAAUUACAAACAAUUCUCUGUCUUUUUCGCGCUGCAGAAAAUAUUUGCAAAAUUUAUUUCGUACGUAGUACGCGAGGCGACUGCACGGCGAGUUAGACCGACCGGUAAAUAAUUGCUUUGUUCCUAAUUAACCGAACAUAAUAUAAAUACCUUGUAUACUCGGAAGGUGAAUUCAUUGCGCCAAACGACGAUUACACAUACGUGUGCUUGAAUUAUUCUGCAAGUCGCGUUCGAAGAAUACGAAAAACUUGUACAAUUUUUAAAACAAUUAAGGUAAAUUGAACAAUUAAAACGACAAAAAACGUCGAGUGAAAAACUAAUACCAUAUGAUUCUGUAACUCGGCGAAGUUUAAUGAGGAUAAUUAUUGAACCAAAUAUGUGAACGAAUAGUUGUAAGUGUACUUUUUAUCGCAAUUGUAUUUUAUCCAUAAGUACCUACGUUACAUUUAUUACGUCAUUACAAUAAGGAAGACGUUGACAGCUCAAGUAUCUCCCAGCUCACCUAUACAGGUGAAAUUGUGCGAUAUUAUAGGUCCAAACAAAUUGCACCUCGUGGAACAAGCGUUUCAAAAAUUGAAUUUCUAUUUAUCAUUCAUCAAAUUUCGUUUUUUUCUCCGACACAAUCGUAUGUAUGUGGUGAUUUUUCAACCGAAAACUCGUGCCGUUCCGAAGAGAACAGUGAAAGUCGAUUGAAACUCGGAUGAAAUUUGAGCUCUUGAUUCCCUAUCAUCUUGCAUCCGCACAACUUUAUGAUACACACGUAACGUACAUAUGUAUACAUAUGUACAAUAUGUACCUUAUAACGAUAUUCGAAGAGACAGAUAUAAUAUUCACGUAUAAUCACCGCUUACAUACGUAUAUAUACGUAAAUAUAUAUUAUAUAGAAUUAUAACAUGCACGGCCACAUUUCUACUUUUAUAUUAAUAUCAUAUUAUAUAUCGUUGUUAUCAUUAUUACCGCAGAGUCAUAACGUUUACCGCGUCUUUGACACGACCGCUUUUCCACCAAGUAAUAUCCCGAGGCUGUACGUAAGUAUACCCCGCAUUUUUAAAGCACGCAAAGUAAGUCCGAUGACAUUGUUAGCUGUAAGGAAUAUGUAAUUCAGGCGAAUGCACGCCCGAGUACGUAUAAAAUAAAAUUCGAUUCGUCGAUCGAUGGAUAGUAAUUAGUUCAGGGGCGAAAACAAGGUACGUAACUCUAAUUAUAUACCUAAGCAAAUUUGCAUUACAUUGUGCGCCGCGGUACAAGAGAGAAGAAAAAUUGAAAAAAAAAAAAACAAAAAAAAGUACAUUUGAUGACGUAUACUCUAUCACUAAUAGCUAAGGGAUUCGAAGAGAUCAAACUGUUCACGUUGAACAAACAGAAGUUAAAGCUUCUAGACGGAAGCAUAUACAUGGAGAGCAGGUAAUUAAGGCAAUUCCCUAAGUAAAUACCCCUGUUGACUAGGCAGAAUUAUCCACUUGGAUUUGAACUCCGAACUCUAAUUCGCGAAAGAUUUCAUCCCUUACGCCUCCCCGCUGAGCCGCACUGACUCGCUUCGUGAAGUGAACCUGGAAAGUUUGAUGAUCAACAUCGUGAGAAGAGA